CCGCCUCCACUGUUCUGUAAACCACACUUAUUGCCAUACUGCAAGACAUGACCGGACUAAACGCUUUGAAGAUGGAUGCAAACAUAGUAGUUUUGGGGACGGACACGGUUGGCAAAUCUGCACUGACAGUCCGCUUCCUGACGCGGAGAUUCAUCGGAGAAUACGGAGACAUUGAAACGAUAUAUAGUCAUACGUUCAGCUUGGAUGGAAGAGAAUUGACUCUCAGCAUCUGGGAUUCCCCUUAUUCUCAGCAGGAUCUGUCCACAAGCUCCUCCAUGUGUGAGAAGAGACUGCAGUGGGCUGAUGGCUUUGUGCUGGUGUACAGCAUCUGUGACCGGGCCAGUUUCAACAUGGUGACUCGGCUCAUCCAGACCAUCAAGAGCACCAAGGACUACCUGGGGCUGGAGAAGGUGCCCAUCGCCAUCGUGGGCAACAAGCGAGACCUCCACCACCGCCGCACGGUCCUCAGCGAGGAGGGCCGCAUGCUGGCCUUGGCCUCGGACUGCCAGUUCUACGAGGUGUCCGCCGCCGAGAACUACCACAGCGUGCUCAUGGUGUUCCACGGCCUGGUGGAGCGCGUCAGGGAGUCGCGCUCGUCCGUCAAGAAGACGGCGGGGAUCAAGGGCAUCGUGAAGAGCAUGUCGGCCGUGUUUGCCAGGAGGCGCACCGACUCGCUGUGACGCCGUGGGGUUCUCAGUGGAGGAGACUGGAUCAUUUAGGAGCGGUGUUUGACACUGUUGUUUUACAGAGGGGAGCUCUGGGAUGCUGGCUGUGAUCCCAGGCCAUGUCCCCAUGUACCUAAGCUGUUUAGUGGAGGGUGGCUGGCUGUAGGGUAGUCUAGGAGGAUGAGAGCUGCUCCCAUGCUGUCUGCUACAAAGGACACUGUGAGGAGGAUGAGGGCAGACCUAGUAUAAGCCAAUGGGAUAAAGGCAAAUCUGGGGUAGCCAUAGGGAACCAAAUCCACACACAAUACCUCUUGAUUUCUUCGUUAGACUUCACUGAGAAGAUGUGAGGAUUUGCAUGGAUUCAACAUUAUUAUCUGAUUCAGUGUCCUAACGUCCGAUGUCCAUUAUAAAUGUUGCCAUCAUGUUUGAAUUCCACAUUAACAUUUUCAAAGCCAAAGUCAUGUUGAGGCAGUGUUGUUUGGAUUGUCAAGGACUCUCGUUAUUCAUAUCUGAGGUCUUAAAAUAGUUCAGAGAUAACACUGUACUGUGAUUCUGAAGAAUUCAAUCUAUUCCAUAAAACUACCUUCAGAAACAGCAUUGCAAGCAACUCUAGUGUUAGCACUUUCUGUAAUAUCAAAUUCCAUAUGCAUUGAUUUUUGUUUCACUUGUAAAAGGUGAGCUCUUUUAUAUUUUAGCUGGUAUUGAGGAGAUGGUCAACUGAAAAUGCAAAUCAGUACUCAAUGGCCAUUGUACAUAUUAUGAAAUGAACUGAUGAUUAGUCUGUACAUAUGUUUAGAAAACUGUAAAAAGAUAAUGUUCCUGUUGUAAAGUUUGAAAUUAAAUAUUUAAUAAAGUGGCUUUGGUUCUGGCAUACUGUACAUCAA
Molecule: messenger RNA, 1549 nt
Organism: Sardina pilchardus (European sardine)
Lineage: Eukaryota; Metazoa; Chordata; Actinopteri; Clupeiformes; Clupeidae
Product: Ras-related and estrogen-regulated growth inhibitor-like protein
Exons: 4
Coding region: 48-680 (210 amino acids)
Molecular function (GO): GTPase activity; GTP binding
Source: RefSeq, a predicted model, not a curated record